Molecule: messenger RNA, 492 nt
Organism: Ochotona princeps (American pika)
Lineage: Eukaryota; Metazoa; Chordata; Mammalia; Lagomorpha; Ochotonidae
Product: deoxyuridine 5'-triphosphate nucleotidohydrolase-like
Exons: 4
Coding region: 1-492 (163 amino acids)
Biological process (GO): dUMP biosynthetic process; dUTP catabolic process
Molecular function (GO): magnesium ion binding; dUTP diphosphatase activity
Source: RefSeq, a predicted model, not a curated record
AUGCUGCUGCGUAUCCAGCCGCUGAGCGAACAAGUGCGGGCACUGUAUGCGUCGCACGGGCAUUAUCAUUCUGGUGAUUCGGGUCUGGACUUAUUUGUUACAGAAGACCAAACCGUAAAAGCCGGAGAGACUGCGUUUGUAAAGUUGGGCGUCAAGGCCGCUGCCUACACCAAUGGCAGUUCCAGCGUACAUAACGGAACCGGGACACAUCAUAAACCGCUGAAAAACGUGUCUUGGCUAUUGAUGCCUCGCAGUAGUAUUAGCAAAACGCCACUUCGCCUUGCCAACUCGGUUGGAUUGAUUGAUGCGGGAUAUCGCGGAGAAAUCAUGGCUACUGUAGACAACAUCAAACAGACAGACUACACGCUACGACGAGGAGAUCGUAUUGUGCAGGCUGUAGCGUUUAACGGGGAAAGUAUAUCACUCGAGCUCGUAGAUCAGCUAGACAAAACCGAUCGCGGCGAAGGCGGUUUCGGCUCGACGUCGACAUGA